UAAAGUGUGUGUAAGACCUCUCGAAAUGAUGAUUUAUUGCAUAUCGUUUGUAUGCUUUAUUUCACUCACUGCUUUUGGAGAAAAAUUACACGAACAACAAAAUCUGCAGUCAAUUUGGAAAGAGUUGGAAAAAUUGAAAGAGAUUGAUUUUCUGAAAGAACGUACACUGGCAUUGGAAAAUGAGGUUAAGGGAUUAAAACUUCAAAAUUACAACCUUAACCAAAAGGUUGAAACACUGGAAAGACGAUGUGCGGAACACUCUGUAGUGGAUGUCGAAAGGACAGGAAAAACUGACACGACGGCCAACACGGCAAACAAUCACAGCUAUUCUUUCAACCAGACAUUUGAAUCAAGGAAACGAACUUCUAAACUAAAUCGCCAGAAAAGUAUACUACCAAGACAGGUCUCAAUCCAAACACAUAUAGCGUUUACAGCAGGCGUAUCGGUUGGAAAUCUUCAUAAUUUAGGUAUUCAUCAAGCUAUUAUAUUUGAUCGUGUCAUCACAAACAUUGGCAAUGCUUACCAUCCACAUACUGGGACUUUUAUUGUCCCGGUUAAAGGCGUUUUAUGA
Ruditapes philippinarum (Manila clam) is the source of this 571-nucleotide messenger RNA. RefSeq lists its product as uncharacterized. The record is from RefSeq and is a predicted model, not a curated record. The transcript is spliced from 3 exons. NCBI's taxonomy places the organism in Eukaryota, Metazoa, Mollusca, Bivalvia, Venerida, Veneridae. Gene Ontology annotation, molecular function: protein binding. Bases 26 to 571 code for a protein of 181 amino acids.